Vicia villosa (hairy vetch) is the source of this 1101-nucleotide messenger RNA. RefSeq lists its product as uncharacterized. NCBI's taxonomy places the organism in Eukaryota, Viridiplantae, Streptophyta, Magnoliopsida, Fabales, Fabaceae. The transcript is spliced from 6 exons. Bases 1 to 1101 code for a protein of 366 amino acids. The record is from RefSeq and is a predicted model, not a curated record.
AUGGUGAACGUUGAAAAACUGAACGCAAAGAGGGAAAUGAAAGAGGGAAAACUGAAACUUCCUACUACAGUUGUCGCUCGAAGGAGAAAGAUUAAACAGCUCCUUGCGCAGAAAGCUUCUGAAGUUUCGCAGAGCAACAAGCCCAGUGAGAGUGACUCUUUCACUGCUGACAAGAAAACCACGAGUUCGAAGCCUCCACCACAUUCGAAGCGAAAAACCUCUCCAGUAGUUGUCUCAGAUGAGGAUGACAAAUCUCCACCUCGAACCAGACAAGCCCAAAAGAAAAAGCAGAAGGCCGCUACUCCUUCAAGAAAAGAAAAGGGAUCUGGGUCUUCGAAACUUACUUCACCGGGUGACAAGGUAUCUUCUGAAGAAUCACCUUUGAAAGGUGGUAGUAACGCUUUUGUUGUCGAGAGCCACAAUUCGAGCCCAGAUAACAUCCUAACUAAGGAUGAUGUUGGCACAGCCACUUCCGACCUCAAAUCCUUCACUCUUAAUAUUGAUCUUGAUAAACUCCAAGGUAAAUCUCAUGUGCUUUCACCAGUGAUCGAAGACGCUCAACCUCUUGCGACUAUCAUUCCUAGUACAGCAGUCGAAGGGAGCCAUUCAACUGAUGAUUCUCCACCUACCCACAAGAGCGAAAAAGCAGACCAACAAUGUUCAGGUAGCAACAAUGCAGCUGGUCAUCCAACUGGUAGUGAGGACACUUUAUCUGAACAAGAUGUCAGGGAAGAAACCUCCAAAUUAACCACAGUAGUUUCUCACGAAACCACAACUUUUGGGACCAUAGUUUCUCCUGAAACUACUUCGACUCCUGCCCCAACAAAGCCUACUCCUUCAGAAUUGGAGGAGCUUAAACAAACCGAUCCUCUCAGCUUCCUCAAGGCUAUGAUGGAUAUUGAUAAUACUUCACCUUCUGAGCUCAAAACUUCUCCAGCUGUACAACCAGAAUCUGGAAUCCAACAUUUCGAGGCUGCACGAAAACUAGUUCCUGAAAUUGACGAACUGAAGAAACAAAGGGCCCUAAUUGAACUUCGCAUGUCUUCCUGGGAGAUUCAAUAUUCGAAGACAAAAGAUAGUCUCCCUAAAGAUUUUAAUUAG